GAAAAGAAGAACGAUGAGAAAGCUAUUCUAGGAGAUCCUCCUCAGUCCUCCUCGUUAAUGGAAUGAAUUCAACAAUAUGAAGUGUUUUAGUUAAUUUAAUACGGAGUAUUCUUUUAUGAGUAAAAGAAAAAAUAUAAAAAAACAUAAGAAUAAAUAAUUCGGGAAGCAAAAGGUCAAAAGUUUAUAGGAGUUUGUCCAUAAAUAAUACUAAAACAAGUGCUAUGGACAAAUAUAGAAUCACUUUUUAAAAAAUUCCAAAAAUGAGACUAAACUAUCACAAUUGACCAUAACCAUCCUGACCAGUGACUAAUUCGGCCAGUGACCAAUCUGACCAUUGACCAAUCCGAUCAUGAUCAAUCUGAUCUGACCAUGAUUAAACCGACAGUACGUGACCAAACCGACAGUGACCAAUUCGAACGUGACCAAUCCGACCGUGACCAAUCCCCGUGACCAAUUCGACUAGUGACCAACUUAAUUAAUGACCACGACCAAUUCAAGACCAACACAGACACGACCUCCCGGACCACCGUUGCCCCAACCACCGCCUCCCCGACCACCGCCUCCCCGACCACCGCCCGUUGCCGUCCGAUGGGGAUCUCCGCCGCCACCCGACGGUGACAUCCACUUCCCAGUGGUGACAACUGCCACCCGUCACCAACCAGCCCCUCCCCAGCCCCCCCACCAACCCCCACCCCCCUCCAACAUCCUCCCUCAGCCCCCCUCCAGCACCCUCCCCAGCCUCCAGCAACCCAUAGAUCCCCUCCACCACCUUCCCCCAGCACCCUACAGCCCUGCAACACCUUCCCCCAGCCCCCUUUAACCCCUGCACCCAAGAGCCCUCAUCCAGCACCCUACCGAAGCAAUCAGUGGCCCCAACCCCCUUCAAGCACCCUUCAUAAGCCACCAACGACCCCUUUUCCUUCCCUGCCAAUCCCUCGCCACCGCCUUAACUGCCGCCCAGCAGCCCCCACCAAUCGAUUGAGCGAUUGCAAAUCCUCCAGUACAAAAAGGAGAAGAACAAGAGGAAAGAGUAGAUCCAUUCGUCCGAUUAGACACCAGCGACGGACAUAAUGGCCUUGGCGGCGGCGAUAUUAAUGGCAUUUGAGGCGGCGAUACUAAUGGUCUUGGUGGUGGCGAUAAUGCUCUUGGCGGCGACGAUGUUAUUGACUAGCAAUGGUGGUGCGACAGACUUCUCUAAUCUCUAUGGUUUGUUGCUGGCAGUCGCUAUCUCUAGUGUCAGUCCGUCUCUUG
Messenger RNA from Cuscuta epithymum, 1251 nucleotides. The record is from the annotation of a GenBank genome assembly. Lineage: Eukaryota; Viridiplantae; Streptophyta; Magnoliopsida; Solanales; Convolvulaceae.